Rhagoletis zephyria (snowberry fruit fly) is the source of this 804-nucleotide messenger RNA. NCBI's taxonomy places the organism in Eukaryota, Metazoa, Arthropoda, Insecta, Diptera, Tephritidae. The record is from RefSeq and is a predicted model, not a curated record.
AUGUCCAGCUACAACUCGGCCAAGUUUCAGAAGUUCCUCGACCAGUCGCAGUACACCGCCGCCGGCGUCAAGCGCUACGAGUGGAUUUUCGGGCAGACCUUCCUCAGCCCGGGCGGCCUGAAGGUGGUGAAGGAGCUGAUUCCAAAGCUGGGCCUGCAAAAAGGCCAAAAAGUGCUGGACAUUGGCUCCGGCCUGGGUGGACAUGACUUUUACAUGGCAGAGACCUACGGGGUGACCAUCGACGCCAUUGACCUCAGCGAGAACAUGAUGAACCAGGCGGUGGCGUACUACGACGAGCGACCGGCCAUUCAGGGGCUGAUCAACUUUCGCCUAGCGGACAUUUCAGUGAUUGACCUGCCCGAGGCGAGCUAUGAUGUAAUCUACAGUCGAGACACGUUGUUGCACAUUCAGAACAAGCCGGAACUGUUCAAGAAGUUCAUCAAGUGGCUGAAACCAGGCGGGCGGAUUGUCUUUACCGACUACGCUAAAGGCGAGGGCCCCUACACGGAUGAGUUUCUGGAGUACGUCCGGCAGCGAAACUAUGAACUCUUCACAAGGGCUGACUACGAGACACUGCUGAAACAGGUAGGUUUCAAAGAAGUCCAAGUGACGGAGAUCAAAGAGAAGUUCAUCGAAACAUUGCAAGGUGAGCUGAAGAAACUCUACGAGUGCAGGGAGGACUUUCUCGCCAAGUUCACCCUUGCCGACUUUCAGGCCAUUCAAGAGGGCUGGCUGGCGAAGAUCAAACGAGCCACUGAUAACUGUCAAACGUGGGUGCUGGCCAUUGGCCACAAAGAGGCGUAA